Messenger RNA from Chelonia mydas (Green sea turtle), 6544 nucleotides. RefSeq names its product SH3 domain and tetratricopeptide repeats 2 (gene SH3TC2). Gene Ontology annotation, molecular function: protein binding. Gene Ontology annotation, biological process: regulation of intracellular protein transport; regulation of ERBB signaling pathway. Gene Ontology annotation, cellular component: recycling endosome. The record is from RefSeq and is a predicted model, not a curated record. The transcript has 18 exons. The coding region runs from base 120 to 4061 and encodes 1313 amino acids. NCBI's taxonomy places the organism in Eukaryota, Metazoa, Chordata, Testudines, Cheloniidae.
UGAGUCCCAGUGCCAGUGGGGAGAGAGCGCCAUUGCAGGGCUGGGUAGCACCGGACUCACCCCACGGCCGUGAGAAGGGACGACCUGCCGGCCUCGGGCCUGGGUGGGAUGGUGGACACAUGGGCUGCUGCUUUGGUGCCCCUUUGCAAAGGGAUCUUUCAUUAUGGUGCGCAGGUGAAGAGCCGGAUUCCUGUUCUCCCACCCCAGCCCUACUUCUGCCCACUUGGUCCAGUCUGCAGAACUACACAGCUGAGCCUCAAGAAAAAUGCUUCCCGGAGGAGACCAUGGCAUCAGGUAACCCCAGGCAGCUGGAUCCAGGAGAUCAGCCUGCACAGGUAGCAGAGAGCCCUCUGGAGACCGAGUCUGUGUCACUGGCUGUAGGGGAAGGAUUUCCAACUGAGAUUGCGCUUGUGUUCUCUGUUGAGAGUCGCACUUCUCAGUGUGUCAACUCCCAGCUGCAGAAGGCAGCAAGGAAGAAGCUGUGGGCCCUGGAAAAUGAUGACAAGGACAUCUGUGAUCUUUUCAAGGAGCUCUCAGCCAGGCUGGUCUGUAUCCAGGCCCAGAAGGAUCGGUUCCUCCUCGCCUUCAAGACCACAGAAGAAAUCUGGAAGUUUUCCACAUAUUUGGCUUUAGGCUACGUGGCUUGCUGUUUGGAGCAUCUUCUCUUUGACCAUGGGUACUGGUUGAACUGUUCUCUGGUGGAGGACACUGAGAUCAGAAUUACUGUAGAUGAAGAUCACUUGGCCACCAUGUAUCUGGGUCUGCUACUCCAGGAAGGUCACUUCUUUUCCAGAGCAGUGUUCAAUGUGCCUCAAUCCCUGGAGGGGGGAGAGGAAAGCUUAAAGCUGCACAAGAACGAGCUAGUGCACGUGAAGGACAUUGGGAAAGAAUCGAAAUGGGAAGGGAUGUCCUUAUCAACAGGUCAGCGAGGCCUGGUGGCUGUGGCAGCCAUAGAGCCAUUGCCCCACCCAUUUUACCAGUGGUUUCUGAAGAACAAUCCAAUGAGCUGCGGCACCUCCAAGGAGAUCAGCGGGACAACCUCUCAGCCCAUUGGCACGGGGAGGUGCACGGCCACAGAGGAUCACAGAGGGAGAGGAUGGGAUGAACUGAGUUUCUCCAAGGGAGAUAGCAUAGAGGUUGUUGGUUUUCUUAUACCAGGACUGCUGUGGUUUGUGGGGAAAUCCACAAGCAGUGGGACCAUUGGCUUUGUCCAGAGCAAACACAUAGCAGCAGAAACUUGUGAACCUCUGGGAAAGGGUUCAGUGUUUCUAAGUGAAGAAGAGAAAUCCUCCCUUCUCCUCCUCCCUGGCAGCGAGCAGCACUACACCAGCCUCCUCGAGGACCUGGCCCGCACAGACAUCACUUCUGUGUACAGGCUUGCUGGUUUCGAACCCACAGCCACGUUUCCAGGAGGGCCAUCUGAGGCUGCUCUUCAGGGGUAUAAGGAUGUCCAGCUGCUCAAGACCUGUGGGGAAUCUGCUGCAAACAGCCUGUCCACACCUAGUGACACAGAGCAGUCUAGCCUGGAGGGCGAAGCAUCGCCCACUGCCCUGGAAGAAUUUCUUCUGCGAGAGCCAGAUGACCUCGAUGACCCCAAGUUCUUUAUUGACCUGAAUGCUGGGCACAUGGAGGACGCUGAAGUCUUUGACCCCAUACUGACCUUCCUUAACCAAGGGUGCUAUGUGGCCCCUUUCCAAAGCCUCUAUGACCUCUCCUUUUCCUUCCUCCGCUCCACUUUUUAUGGCUUCUCUGAUGAGGACAAACUGGUCUUGUACCUCGAGACCUCCAGAAAUUGGGCCAAGAGGACUCACCUAGGCUGGGCUCACACCAGGCUCUGUUUCCUUCUGGGAAGGCUGUGCAUCAAAAGGGUCAAGUUCUCCCAGGCCCGAGUCUAUUUUGAAGAAGCCAUGAAUGUCAUGGACAAGGGGUUUGAUGACCUGCCCCUAUUGGCUGCACUGCAUGUGAACCUUGCCGCUAUCUACCUGAAGCAGAAGAUGAGGCACAAGUUCUUCUCCAUGCUGGGGAAAGCUGUGGCCCUGCUGGCCUGCUUGCCUGGACACUGCUUCAGCUCCGAGAACGAGUUGGAGGUCGUGAAGUACAUCCUGAGGGAAGCCAUCGUCGUGGGCAAUGCCCCCUUGGAGGCCCGGGCCUGCUUUCUUGUUGUCAAGCUUUUCAUGCAGUUGGGCAAAUAUGACGAGGUCCUGCCCUUUGCAGAGCGCCUUCAGUUCCUCUCUACCUGCGUCUCCAGCCAGGACUCCAGUGCCACAUGCUUGGACACCACCCCUAUCCUGAGCUACCUCUAUGACAAGAAGUACUUGCCGCACAUCACGUUGGCUUCCACCAGGCUGUUUGUUCCCAGUGGCAUAAAGGGGGCACCGACGCCUAUAUGGAGAGCUGGCUUAGUCCUCCAAAAUACCUCCAAGCUCUUGGGAAGCCAGCUGGGCAGGAGCAGCGUCCCAGCACUUGCUUGCCUGUAUCUCAGGCAUGCAUUGGCCUUCUCCCAUGAGAGUGGAGCUGUGUCCACCCAAAAGACCUUGUGUGCUGUCUUGUCCAAAAUGUACCUCCAGCAUGACAUGUUAGAUAGAGCACUUUAUUACUCUGCCAGAGCUGUAGCCCUUGGCAGGCUGAUGAGUGAGGAGGAGGCCUUUGAAUCUUCCCUUUUCUUGGGGUGGAUGUAUGUUCUGGCCAGCCAGCCGGCUAAGGCUAAGGCGAUCAUGUUGCGGCUCCUGCAUUCUCUGCGCGAGACAGACAGUGUUACUCAGGAUGGGGCAGUUCGCAACCUCCUGGCCAUUGCCCUCAAAGAAGAAGGAAAGGUGAAGAAGGCAGCAGAGAAUUACCUAUGGGCCUUAAACAAAGCCAAGGAGACUGGCAACAGGCAGAACCAGGCUAUUGCCCUGGCCAACUUUGGACACCUGACUCUCUCGUGCGGGGCGAGCCAGCUGGCAGAGAGCUACUUCCUCCAGUCUGUUCGACUGUAUAUUGAACUCCAGGGUGGGGAAGAUUCAGAGAUAGAGCUGGUGCAGGUCCUGCUGUGGCUGGCACAGGCCAUGCUGAGCAGGCACAGGAUAGAAGACAGCAAACUCUGUUAUGAGUUGGCACUGGUGUUUGCCCUGAAGUCACACAAUGUGAAGAGUCAGCUUCAUAUCACUGAGUCCCUCUGCCAUUUCUACAGCAAAGUAUCCCCAAAUCCCGGGGCCUGCAUCACCUACCAUGAGCACUGGGUAUCCCUGGCACAGCAGCUCCGGGACAGAGAGAUAGAAGGGAAAGUCCUGCAGACCCUCAGCCAGCUCUACCAGACUCUAGAGAUACCCAAGUCCCUGAGACGGUCUCUGGACUGCACCAAACAGAGCUUAAGGAUCUUCAUUGACCUGGGGGAGACAGCCAAAGCGGCUCAGGCCUGGCUGCAGGCUGGAAGGCUCUAUUAUCUCCUGCAAGAGGAUGAGCUGGUGGAAAUGUACUUCCAGGCAGCCAUACAGACUGCACUGAAACCAGGGGAGUUGUCCUUGGCCAUGGACCUGUAUGAAGAGGCUGGGGAUAUCUUUUUCAAUGGCAACCGAAACAGGCACCGAGCAGUGGAAUAUUACAGGGGAGGUGCUGUGCCUUUGGCCAGGAAACUGAAGGCCACCAGGACAGAGCUGCGGCUGUUCAAUAAGCUGGCAGAGCUGCACAUUGGGCUGCAGGGCUACGAGAAGGCCCUGGAAUUUGCCACACUGGCAGUCAGGCUCAGCAGCAGCGCAGGAGAUCAGUUGCAAGAGCUGGUUGCAUUUCACCGCCUGGCUACGGUGUACUAUUUCCUGCAGAUCUAUGAGAUGGCAGAGGACUGCUAUCUGAAGACACUUGCCCUUCACUCUCCGGCGCUGCAGUGUGCGGAAGAGGCCAUGUACUAUUGCAAGGUUUACUGCCGCCUUGGCAACCUGACCCUGCACAAACUGAAGGAUGAACAAGAUGCCGCUGCCUACUUCCUGUUGGCCCUGGCUGCUGCCACCGAGCUGGGAGACCAGAAGCUCCAAGGUGCCAUUCAUGCCAAGCUGACUCUCAUAUACAAUGCUCCCCUGUGGUAGAAGGGCCAGGCCUGGUGUGCUACCUAUCGGGCCAGGUGGCUGAGCGAAGGAGGACAUGUCAUUUGAGAAGCCUCCUCAUGGGACCCACACGCUCCAACACGGAAAACAGCCAAACCAAGUUAUCUUCUUACCUCAUUGCUGAAGGGCGGCCAUGUGCGUUCAGAGCAACAGCAAACAGCACACAUAUAGUCCUGCGCCCCGGCCUGUUCCCGAGCCAGGUUAUCUUCACGUGUCUAACAUUCAGAUGGAAAGACCAGCUGUUUGGGACGAGACACCUUCCCCUGAGCUCACUCGCAGGCUUUGCUCUUGGGUCACCUGGAAACCAGAUGAAAUCAUCAUCCCAGCCUGGUCAGUUAGCAUAAACAGCAAAGCACAUAAGUAGGAGACACCACCACCACCACCCGGACCCUGCUUGCAAACCUGUGCUGUACUGCAUGGGGGAGGCUCAGUGGCAACUCAGUUAUCAGCCUGAGCUAGGAUGGAACCAAAGUCCAGUGUUUGGGAAUGCACGGGAUGGAGAUUAUGGAAGUGGCCACUAGAUGGCACUCCAAGAACGCAGCUGAUCUGAGGGGACUGGUGCUGAAACUCAUCCCUGAUGGUGGGAAAGUGUUUUGUACGGUCAUCAGUCCGAUGCUCAUCUCAGAGAAUACGCCCUUCCCACCUGCAGCCCUAUAGACUUGGGCUGAGCAAAUGGCCUUUGGGGCCAUCGGUGGGAGCUUUGGCUCUAAUUCCAGGGGUAUUUUAACGUGUCUGAUAGCAAUUGUAUUAUUUAUUUCUGUAUUUUCUGUUCAGUCUGUCUCCUGUCUGUGAGGGGGCAGAUGAGCUACCUAGAUGCCACAAGAACACAGGGUCAGUUAUAAAGCAUCCCUCCUACAAAGCACCAUGAUGUAUGUUCCAACAGCUAGCCCAGCACCUAUCUGGGGACAGUAAAUAGGUGACAGUUUCCCAUGCAGGAGGGAGCAACUGUCCUCCCUAAAGCCACAGGCAAAGGGUAGGACAGGAUUCUGGCUUUGCACCAUGAAUGCCAUGGGAAGAAGGAGGAGCCCAUGCGUCCGCCUUCUGCCUGCACAGGCGAGGGCAUUGCUAAACUGCAGCCCUUGCUGUCACUUUGUGCAAAGCUGCAACAUGCGCCUCCAGUCAUACCCCAGCAGGUGUGCAGGGAUGAUGAGCCAUGAUCAUCCCCUCAGCCACAUUGGCCUUGCCUCCUCGGGACUGUGCUGCAUGGAUAUGUCAGAUGGGAACACAGACUAGCUCCCAAGGGACUGCACUAGGUCUGUCUUAAUAUUGGCGCCUUCUGGGAAGAGUGGGUGGAAGAGGCUCUUCUCUCUGCCCAGCUCUUUCUCCCUGUCCUCAGCCCCUCUGCACAGGGACAGUCAGAUUUUGGCCUGGAUGUUGCAGAAAAGUAACCAACAGCGCAUUGCCCAAGGAGCAGCAGCAGCGCUGGAGGUGCCGUCUCUGCUCUGGCCCUGAUCUGCAGCCCAAUCCUGCUGCUGCUGGUUUCUAAAUAUUAGUACUUUUCACUGCUGGGAGAUUUCAAAGGAAAAACAUGUCGCAAAAUCUCUAUUUCUUGAGCCCUUUGCAUCCACUUCCUCUUACCAGGUAUGAAGCCCUGUCAAGGGGAGGGGAGGAGAGAUUCCAAGAACCAGUGUGUUUCUGUCGCUCCCAUCCCAUCCCCUGCCAGUAUUAUAUUUGAUGGGAUGGGGAAGGCUGGGGAAGCAGGUACAUAUCUGCUGCCCAGGGAGUGAUGGGGAAGAGGGGGAGUGAUGGUGGGAGGGAGUGUAACACACUUGCUAUUUCCAUAAUGCUACAAAUCCUUCCUGUUUCCAUAGCCCCUGGAAUCCCAGGGUUCUCAGCAGAAAGGCAGCCAGCUCCGUCUGGGGAACGGGAGAGCCAUUGUGGGUGGGGUGGCAUGGAGGGGGAAGGGGGAGCAUGGCAGCCACUGUUCUGCCCCACCAGCACUGCCCAGCAGGGAGGGGAAGUGACUCUGUCCUGGCAAAUCCCAAGUCUGACAGUGACCGCCUGGCCUGUAAAGUGGAGUGGCUGACAGUCGUCCUGUGCGGGGACCGCCCAUUGCACAGGUGGCAGACGCCAGGAAAGUUAGAAGGGUGUGCUGUGCAGACGGCAGGGCACGUGCAGAGCCUCUUCACACCAGCCUGCUUUGCGUCUGAACGCCUACUCCCUUGGGAUAGGUCCUGUGAUAGUGCGAGAGGGAGUGUUUCUGUGAAGACCCCUGGCUGCCUGCAGUAGCAGUUAGCCCCUCUGUCUUUUGUUAGGUCAGUAGGACACCUCAUACUGUGAAGCUUUGAGCUGCACGGGGUGCUGGAGAUGUAGAAAGACGCUUUAGAGAGUGGCAAUGGAAGAAGCAGAUGGGCAAGUGCCAAGUACACACAGUGCUCCUAAACACCUCGCACCUGGCUCUGGAUGACUUGGCUGUCUUCUUACCAUGUCUCCCCACUUGAGGGCAAUAAAUCACAGUUCUUCCA